This is a messenger RNA of Octopus sinensis (East Asian common octopus), 1547 nucleotides long. RefSeq lists its product as uncharacterized. Lineage: Eukaryota; Metazoa; Mollusca; Cephalopoda; Octopoda; Octopodidae. The coding region runs from base 218 to 997 and encodes 259 amino acids. The transcript has 2 exons. The record is from RefSeq and is a predicted model, not a curated record.
UUUGUUGUUUUAAUGACACACACUGCCACCUUUUUCACUUUUACAACGAAUAACUUUAUUUUAUUAAAAGCAUUUAAAUUCAUCACUUACAACUGGAUGAGCCCAACAAUCUAACUUAUUCGAUUUGAUAAAUUUUCUGGAGUGAUAUUUACUGGCACAGACCGUCAAUCAUUUCCUUGGUGUCUACACAGUUUUGUUUAAUUUUUUUUUUCCAACCAUGGCAAACAAUAGUUGUAUGUUUUCUUAUGAAAAUUUACAAAAGAUGUCUGAGAAACUGGCUGACCCUAAGUCCCUCUUUAGAGUCUCAAUCCAACUUGGUUUGGAUUUUCUUGCUAUCAAGACUAUGGAAGAGUUCUUUCUCUGCUCUGAUAAGGUCCGUUUAAUACCUGUAUUCGCCUUCGCUGCUUUCAUCGAUACCCGCGGUAAAUGUUCAGAUAAAAGUAUCUUGGAUGAAAUCAAGAAAAGGCUCGAACCUUGCGUGAAGAACGAAAAAGAAGAAACUAGCAUAGGACAUUUGCUCGAAAACUGGAGGACAUGGGAAGACAAGGUUAAGACUUACCCAAAUGAACAUGACCACAAAAUUCGCGAAAAAACUUUCUGUCAAUGGGAACUGUACAAGGACCCCUUUCAAAUUACAAACGAAAUGAUUUUACAUAUUGGAGAGCUUUUUGAAAAAAAUAACUUUCCACCUCAGGAUGUCGCGCGUUGGCUAGGAAUUCCUUAUUACUUCUACAUAAUCGAUCAUAAAUAUCCUUGCCCCGAAAGUGAUGAGAAACAAGGAAUUGUAGAUAGGUUUGACUGGCGCAAGAGGCUUGAGGUUUUAUUCAAAGGUCGGGAAAACCAUCAUACCGAUGGAAAGAAUUUCCUCAAAGCUCUAAAGCUUACUACUAUUCCGGAGAAUUUAAACGAGUCAAAUAUAAGAAUUCGUGAUAUAAACAAAAAGUAUAGAGAACAUGAGAUAUGGAAGGAUUCUAUUGGUAAUUCAGCAAAGGGGUAGACAUUUGACUUUGUCGCCUUAUUUAAUACUUAUGGUAAGUCAGGAGGAGAAAUCUUGUUUCUUUUCGCACCGGUGUCUCCCAUCUUGUUACGCCUCUGAUAUGGAUUGUUCUUAAUAAUUGUAAAUGUAUUUGCAUAAUUAUGUGUGAGGUUCGGAAAAGAUGUCCCUAUUUUGGGGGGUAAAGAAAAAGGUAUGUUUUUCUUUUUUUCCCACCUUAGGUUUUUAAUAUUCUGGUAAUUGUGAUUCUGAAUUUUGUUUUUUAUGAUGAAUUUUAAUGUUUGACAUUUAAUUUUUUCCCCUUACUCCUAUAACCUUUUUCUUUCCCCAUACGGUAGGGACAUCUAAUUUGAGAACUCGGUACUGUCUGUUUUAGGCCAUGCGACCAAUAUAUUAUGUUUACACAUCAUGUACUUUGUGAAAAAGUUGAUUUUCAAUUUUCCUUGGACAUUUUUUUCAUUUGAAUGGAUUUAUUUUUGUAAAAAAACUAUUAAGAAAAUAUUGAACAUCAUUAUCCAUCUCCAAAAUAAAUAAAACCUUUUAACAAAGUGUU